Dreissena polymorpha is the source of this 1966-nucleotide messenger RNA. RefSeq lists its product as uncharacterized. The transcript has 11 exons. Bases 240 to 1826 code for a protein of 528 amino acids. NCBI's taxonomy places the organism in Eukaryota, Metazoa, Mollusca, Bivalvia, Myida, Dreissenidae. The record is from RefSeq and is a predicted model, not a curated record.
UAGUUGUAGUCGUUGUUGUUGUCGGCGUUGUUUCUAUUGCAGCAGUAAUAGGAAUAGCAGCUGCAGUCGCAGAAUUAUAGCGUUUCAAGAAAAUAGAACUUGAAGUCCUAAAGUUCAAUGACAUGUUUAAGUAGUCAGUCCAUUGUAAUAAAUGAAUCGAUGUUAAGUAGACGCGUUAUUUUAUUUUCCCGCAUAUUACUGUUUUCCUCUUAACGAAAAACAGUGUUUUAGCUGAAGGAAUGGCGUGCGCGAUUUACGUAUUAGGAAUAUGCAUGGUGUUUGUAGGUGCAACAUCGAUCAAAAAACCACAGAUUUCCGUACAUGUGAUAUCUGAUUAUACUUCCCAAAUAGUGUGCAACGGUCAUGACUAUCACGAAGAACAUGGUAAUGAAAAUUGGAUUAUUAGCAAAAAUUCUUCUGAAGGGUUUCAGUCCAUAGGGAAAGUAAUAAAGACUUCAAAAGGGUGUUACUGGAAUGGCUCAGCUGCUAUACUCUCCGGCUCGGUACAGUGCGUUUGUAUGCAGGGCAACUCGUUUGUUUGCAAUGUUACUGAUAACAAUAUUGCUACCACAGCUGAGCAGUGGAAGUGUGCACAAGCCUUCAAAACGACUUAUAUAGUCAGCGAUAUUGCAAUUGCUUCGCAAGGAAGGCGUUCAACAAUUUCCACGACAAAUCUUAUUUCGACCAUAGCUUAUACAAAAGUUAUACAUGAAGACAAGGAAAGAGAGUUAGAAACUACAACCGUCACAAAAAUGGAUGAUACAUCGAACAUUUUCGCUGCUACGACAAUCCCAGAUACUACAACAACGAUAGAUAUGUUGAUAACGAACACAACCAAUAGGAAUUAUAAUGUUGUUGCGAUUCUGGCGACGGCUGGUCCAUUUAUAUUGCUGGACAUAGGAAUAGUUUUGUUCGUGUGUAGAAAGAAAUUAAAUAAUUGCAAGAAGCGCAGCAGUUAUCGAGGCAACGAUGCAGCUGCUGUAAGUUUCCAAUGCAGCGUCAACUUUCAAAACGAAAAUGAGGCUGCCGGCUUUAAUAAUGUUACUAACGCUGAAUCUCUUGCAGGGCCAAAUGUCAACAUCAAUACCUCAUGCACAGCGGAUGGGGCGUGCGGCUACAACGCACACGGGAACAUCAAGAUUCCUAAUACUUUACACAAGGAAGAUCAACUUUAUUCACACGUGACCAAUGAUCCUCAUGAUCACGCAUGUGCUGACAUUGACGAUUUUUAUCCAACCAUCAGCACUGGAAAACCCCCAUAUUAUUCGACAGGUGAAGAUGACGCACCUUGCACAACUGUGUAUGAUGAGGAUCCUCUUUACACAGCUGUUAGGAAGGAGAAACCCGUCAAGGAGAAAAGUAUGAGCAACGACAAUGAUUCAAUUUAUUCAUUCGUGAACAAUGAUGUCCAACCUUUUGUAAGAGCUUUCAAAGAAAUUUCACAUCAUAUUAAUAGUGAUCAAUCAACUUUUGCAUCUGUGACCGCCACAAAUGACCCGCUGUAUUCAACUGUGAACAAGAAAGGUCUACUUGAACCAACUGACAGCAAAAAGAACGACCCAUUUGACCCACAAGAGAAUCCAAAUGAAGAAGAUUACAUCGCCUUAAAGACGACGUUUCCACUAAAUACUGAUCGUCAGAAGGAGGAGCCACCCUAUUCAGUUGUUCAAAAGAAGAACACUAGAGGUAUAAAUAAUACAGAUUGGAAUGGAACAGUUCCACCAGCACCAUUUUACUCCACAACACCAGUGCCACUUUAUAGCAAAGUGAAAAAGAAGCCGGUUAUUGAUGCUGACAAUUCGCCCGCAAAGGAACAUCGAGCGUAAAUUGCCUGGUCGAUGCGCAAAGAUCGCACGUUGCAAACAAACAAACACAGCGCGUGUAUAUGUGCUCUUGAAGAAUUCAACGAUACAUUUCUUUUAUUUGUUUUGUUAAUACAUUAUUAUUGAAUAGUGUUUUUAAAGCU